AUGAGAAAAGAGAAAAAAGAAGAAGAAAAAGAAAACACAAUGGAUGAAGAAGGGUGGGUGGAUUCUGGAUGAAAUUGUCGAAAAACGAGGGGUUUUGUAGCAAAACCUUGGAUUAUCAGAAAACAUUAAUUGACAUCGUACCAAAAUAUUUAUACAUAUGAGAAAAGCUAUUUUUUGUCUUCUGCAGAAGUUUUCAUAUUCAGAAAUUCGUAUACAAUUAUUUCUGAAAUAUGGUUCUGAAUAGUGCGGUCUCUUAAUAUUUUUGUCAAACUGUGAAACCAGAUGGUCAUCAGACAACCAUGUGCUUUUCUUUUCAUAUUGACAUAUCGAUUCGCAUCUUUUCAUUUUUUUUCCUCCAUGAGUAAAUAUCUGUCUAGAGAGAGAAAUCCGAUAUUUGACCUAGGUUUGAUCACUUAAACUUCUUUCAACAUUGAUUGCUUCAUCUCAUGAAAUCAUUAAAAAACAUUUAAAUAAUGUCUUAUCAUUUUGUUUGAUAAACGAAACCCUUUUACCUUUUGCAUGGAAUAUUUUUGAAAUUGUUUGACAAUAGGUGUAAUAACAACAAGAAAAAAAACUCGUCUUGAUUUUCAGCAAUAAAAACUGAGUCUUUUCUCUUUUGUUGUUUUUUUUGUGUUCUUCUAUUGAUUUUCCUUGAAGAAGAAAAAAAUAUUUCAUAGACAUUUAGGCGCCUUUUCAAUUCAUUAUCAUAUUUUUCUUCGAUAAAAUUCAAUUUGAAUAUGAAAUAAUAACAAGCGAAUCUAUUGGCAUUUUUUAAAUGAAACUUUGUUUUAAAAAACUUGGGCUUUUCCUUAUCGUAACCUCUAGAUCUCCUUAUCUUUUAAUUGCAUUUCAUUUUUGCAGAGACUCGUUAUAUCUUGAGUACUCAUUGGAUAUGCCACCAAAUGCACAUUCCGUUGGUGGUGGAAAGAAAAAGAGCAAAAAGGAAAGAGCAGCUGCAGCGGCGGCUGCGUUAGCUGCAGCAAAUGCAGCUGCAGCUGAACAACAAGAGAAUAAUAGAAUAACACAGCAAGAAGUAGAAGAUAGUGCUAGUUUGAGCAGCCAGGAAAAUGUUACAGUAGAAGUGGUGAGUUUUGAAUUUAAUUUUUAUUACGAAAUUUUUCACCUAGUUUUUUUAAAUCAUGACGCUAUUCGGUAAAAUUUAUUCUCUAUUUUUGUCUAUUGAAAAUAAUUUCGCAACAUUUUCAACAUUGAGGAAUACUUUCCGAAUUGCCUCGUGAAAAAUUAAUUAUUGAAAUUAUUGAUUUUACAAAAACAUACAUGUUUUACCCCUGGAUUUAUCCAGGGUUGUGGUCUUACUAACUCCGAAAAAAAUUUGAGGUCCUACUAACUUUUUUUUUGAAAAUCGAUUUUUUUUGAAAAUUUUUUUAAUUAGUUAUCAUCAUAAAGUUUUGAACAUGAAAUAAUUUUUCGAUUUCAAAAUUGCUCUAGAUUAUGUCACAAGGUCCACUCUUACUCAUUAUCCAAAAUAAAUGCUUUUUCUGAAAGAUCUAGUGAGACCGCCGGCCCAAAAACUAUCGAAAAUCUACUUUUUUCAUCAAUACACCACUUUUAUCAUCAUAAAGUGUUGAACGAAAUUUGGUUUUUGUAUCUGAAAAUCAAUCUAGGUUAUGUUACAAGGUCCCCUCUUAGGUAUUAUGCAAAAUAAAACCCCUUUCUAAGAAGUCUACUGAGACCGCCGGCCCAAAAACUAUCGAAAAUCUACUUUUUUCAUCAAUACACCACUUCUAUCAUCAUAAAGUGUUAAACCAAAAUUGAUUUUAGCAUCUGAAAAUCGUUCUAGGUUAUGCCACAAGGUCUAUUCUUAAGUAUUAUCCAGAAUAAAUGCCCUUUCUGAAAGGUCUACUGAGACCGCCGGGCACUUAUAUAAAAUUCUGGAUAAAAUCCAGGGUAACCCUGGAUAAAAUCCAGUGGUCUCAACUAUUUUCCCCAUGCAGCAUUAUUUAUCAAUUUCAUAGUUCAAUAUACCUCAAUAGGACCUCUAGACACACUGUGCAAAUUUUCAAGUGAAAAUAUUAAUUUUGACAUACUUUUCUAGGUUUUGAGUUUUCUGGUAAUAACCAAUUUUCAACAUUUUCGAAUGGAAAAAAGUAUUUUAUCGUAUUUAUUCAUUGAAGAUAAGCUUUUAUAUUGUUGUAUAAGGUCUAAAGAAUUCGUAUUUCAAUUUACAAUUCAAUCCAUGAUUUUCUUCUAUAUUUUUUUGAAUAAUUGAAUGUAAAAUACAAAAAUGUAAUUUACUGUUUGUGUUUUUUCUAUCUCUCAAACGCAUCCUAUUCAAAUGAGAAAAACAGCAUGCGGGUUAUGUGGGCACACAUAGCGCAGUGGUAGAGCGCUGAGUUAGGGACCCAAUGGUAGCUACCAUAUGGUUCGAGUUCACAUACUGGAAACGUGUUGCAAAAUUUUUCAAUUUUUUUCGAAAAAAAAAUAAAAAUUUUUUUUAGUGUGGGAGGCUUUUGCCCCCCACACUAACGGUCUUACUAACUUUGAAAAUUUUUAUUUGAGGUCUCGCUAACUGUAGGGGUCGAUCCAGGGAGAAAAACAUGUAUGUACAAAAACCCUUUGAAUUUAGAAAACUAGACUAUUUUUGUGCUUUUUUCGAUAAAAUAAAACGUUAAACUCCUCCUUUAAAAUGAAACUGAAAGUUUCACCUUUUCUUGAACAAAACCAGUUUUUUCUAUCUGGAAUUGAAUUUUUUCUAACCUAGCAAAAUAAUUUUUGUCGUUUCGAUUUUUAAAACGUACAAAAUGUCUGUAUUUUCAUUCAUAUUUCUGUUGUUUUCAAAACAAACUCUCUAGUUUUAUAAAUAUAAUUGUCAACAAUAACAGUCAGACAAACAGGUGUCCCAAUCUGAUAUUAUGACACACCCAUUAAAUAUGACUUUUUUCUUUACUGUACCAUUUUUACAUCAGGAAAAAAUAGUCUUAUGAUCGUCAGAAGUGUUUCUUGAGUUUUUUUUUACAAUUCAAUAUUCGUCAUUUAUAAUUUCUACCUCAAAUUCGAAGAAAAAUUAUUUUAUUUUUUGUUUUUCUCCUAGUUCAAUUAUGUUGUCUUUCAUAAAACAAAAAAUAAAACCAAAUUAAUUUUGAAAAAGUACAUAAAAAGUGUAUGUUUUGAGUGGCUGGUUGUUUUCUUUUUUGCUUGUUUUCUGUCUCUGGUAAAUAAUAUGUGUUCUCUAUCUCUUUCCAUUUUUUUUUCUUCUAACCACAAAAACAUUCCUCAUUUUUGACUGGAUUUUUUCCAACACAAAAUGUUUUUUCAAGUUUCUGUUUCGAUUUGUUUUUAGAUCAAAAACGGAAAUCAAAUAUUUGUUCCCUUAUUAGCACAUGAUUCUUCUUCUGCUUUCCACCACAAAAUAUCGGCCUUUUUAUUUAUCAGCUGACCAAGAGAAAAAAAAAAAGAAAAAUUGGUCACAUUUCUGUUUUCAUGCUAUCCCUUUUUUCUUUCACUUUUUUUCUUUUUUUUUUGGGCACAAUCGAUUAUGUUUGGUUUAUUCUGAAGGAUUUAGUUUUAUUCUUUAAAAAAAAAUAUACAUAAGAAAAUUUAGGAUAACACUUGUGGGAAUUUCAACAAAAUAUUUUUCCCCUUCAAAAUAACCAUUUUCCAGGCCGAAUCUCUAACCCAAUCGGUGAAAGAAGAAAUCGAAAAGAAAAAAGUAGUAAAAGUAGAUCAGGAUACAGAAGAAGACGAAGAAGAAGAAGUAGAAAUAGAAGAAGGUAAUGAAAAGGAUUCAUUGAAACCAAACAACGAUACAGAAAAAGAUUUGGUCGAUUUCAGUGAGGAUAAUUGUGAAGUGGUGAGUUUAUUUCAAGAUGGGUCCAAAUUUUUCACUUUUAAAGUUAAUGAGAAUCCCACGAUUCAAAAAACUGAAAUAUUGGAAAUGAGAAGAAAAUAAUCCUAAUUUUCAUGUGACCAAUUUGGACCCAAAAAAUUCUAAAUGAAAAUUAUGGCAUAAUUAAAUAAGUAUUUUAUUUAGAAUCAGAAAACAUCGAAAGACGAAAGUAACGAAAUCGACAAAUUAAUCAUUUCAAUGGAGAAGAAAACGGUUUUAAUCGACACAACAAACGAGGACAAACCAUUGGCUCCGCCAAGAAAAUCACACCAACAAACUGCAAAAGUUGCACCAAACAAUAUGGGCUCACCUGGUAAUUCAAUUAUGAAAUCAGUUCCAUUUAAUGCGAAUCAAAAAGAAGGAGUUUCACAAAGAUCGAGGAAUUCUAGUAUUUCUUAUAUAAAAGGACAAGUUGUUCGACCAUCUGAACCACCGUGAGUUUUAUUUUUUUUAUUCUGAAUCCAAUGUUUUUCUUCAGAGCUGCAACAAUUGUUGGAUCUGUUGCUGAAUUGAUGCAUGAUGUUAUACCAAAAUCACAAUCUCAAAAUGUUCAUUUGCCUGCUGUUGAAAGAGCUGAUUGGGUACAAUUGUUUAGUGUUGAGAAAUAUGGAAAUCCUAAUGAGAAGCAAGAAUUUUUGGUUGUCGGAUUAUUGCGAGGUUUCCAGAUUUGGGCAAUUUAUGUUAGUUUUUUCACAUCCUGUAAAAAUAAAAUUGUUCUAUCUUUCCAUUUUUUCAGGCAAAUGGGGAAUGUGAAGAAAUAUUAUCAGAAAGACAAGGUCCAAUUCGAGCGUGCAAAAUACUUGGAAAUAAUUUUCGAGGAAAAAAUGAUGUUCAUUUUGGGCAACGUCCUCUUAUGGCUGUUGUUGAUGCGUCUUCACAUAUUCCUGAUCGACAAUAUUGUUCUGUUCAGAUUUAUUCAUUAACCACAAAUUCAUUGAUUCAUAGAUUGACAUUUGAUGAGCCAAUUUGUGCAUUACAUACAACUGAUAGGUUUGUUAAUUAUUGAAAUUCCUCCAAAUUCCAUUUUUUUUCAGAUAUCUUGUUGUGGUUUUAUCAAAUGUUUCAUAUGUUUAUGACACUUUGGAUAAAUUCAAAGAGAUUCGAACAAUUCGAACUGCUUCACCAUGUGAAAAUUGUCCGCCGUCAAUCGCUGUGACUGGAGAAUUAUUGGCAUUUGCUGACACGAAAUUGAAUUUGGAUCUUCAAAGUGGUGGUGGAUUAGCGAAUGAAAUUGAGGCGACUUCGAGUAGUGCAGCAAGUAGUACACAACAAUAUGCUGGACAAAUGAUUAGUGCUAUGAGUGUUAGUUUUUUUAAUGAACUCUGUUGUUCAAAAAAUAAUAUGAAAAAUGAUGGAUUUAGAGCGUCAAAAAUCAAAAAAUUUCAUGAAUUAUAGUCGAGGUUUUUUCUCGUAGCACUUCGUGGAAAACACAAAAAACCGUACACCCAUUGCAGCAGUUGGGUCGACGUGUAGCUACAAUUGAAUUCUGAUCCAAAAAUAAUUUUUAAAAAAAUGCAAUUUCUGUUUUUGAGCCAUUUACGCUUAAUUUAAAUCCGAAAAUUCCAAUUUGUUUGAAACCAUAAAUAUAUACGUUUCAAAAUUUUGAUAUAAUUUAUUAUCAAAUAUGUUUUUCAAUGCACAGUGUAUUAGCAAAUGAACAAAUUAUUUGGAAAUUAUAAAAACGGAUUGAAACACAUAAAUCAUAUCAAAUUAAAAUUUUUGACUCAAAAUUUGACUAAAAUUCGGUGAAAAUGAACAUUCGAGCUGAAAAACUAGAAUAAACUUACGACUAAUCGCCGACCAGAUAUGCGUCGCUUGAAAUGUCGAUUUCCACGAAUCCAAUCUCCAUUUUCAGAGUUUCGGUCGAACCGUCAAAUCAUGGAGUGAAUCAGUUGGAGCAUCAUCAACAAAAGCAAAAUCAGCUCACGGAAUAAUGACAAUAAUCGAUUUAUCUCGACCAUCUGACGAUUCAUUUGAUGUUUUAUGUCAUUGGAUUGCACACACUGAUUAUAUUUCAUAUAUUUCAUUUUCACCCGAUCAACGACUUGUUCUAACAUCUGAUUCGACUGCCACUGUUUAUAAUAUCUUUUCAAUUCUUCCACAUUCAGUUUGUUCAUCUUUGGCAUCUGUUCAACAUUUAUAUAAAUUGCAACGUGGAAAUACACCGGCGAAAAUUUGUUCGUCAGCAUUUUCAUUAGAUUCAAGAUGGUUAUCAGUUGUGACAAAUCAUGGAACAACUCAUAUUUUUGCAAUUUGCCCAUUUGGUGGAAAACCAAAUCAACGAACACAUGGAGAUACUUUUGUUAAUAAGUGAGUUCUUCUAGUAAAUAUGUGUUUUUUUGAAACAAACACAUUUUUUUCAGAGAAUCUCGAUUCCAUCGUUCAGCUGGUUUAACAGACAGUGCUGAAGUAAAAGCUGCAACUGGACAAAGAGGACAAAGUGAACAAAGUAUUUAUACGAAACAACAUCCAGUCUCAGAAACCAAUCAAGUUUUGUCAAAGUGAGUUUUUUCUUCAUAAUUUCAUCAACAAACAAAAAUUUUUCAAAUUUCAGAUGUAACAGCAAUUCUCGAAUCGGACCAUUUCCACCUCCAUUAUAUUUGACAGCCGUUGAAAAAAUCAAGGAUAAUUCAACAGAUUCGUAUUCUGCUUGGGCUAGUGAUUUGGCUGGAGCUGUUGGAGCUGCGACAAGUACAACUGGAGCAGCGAAUUCAGCAGCUGCGAAUGCAAGAAAGCGAUUGGAUGUUUCGAGAGUUUCAAUUGCUUUUUCAUCUUCGAAAUCGAAUAAACUUCAUCUUCUAAUUUCGAGAGCCGAUGCGAAUAUUGGAGCAAUUAUGUCAGAAUAUGAAUUGAGACCAAAGAAACCGGAAAAUGGAACAUCGAGUGAAGAUGCACCAAAAUUGAAUAUUUCUCCAAUUUCAAUUUGGAAUCUACAAAGAACAAAAAACAAUGCAGAUAUGCAUCUUCCAAUGCCAAAUGGAUCUCCUUUGGUGAAUUUGGCACAAAAAUCCGAGGAAAUAUCAAAGUAUCAAGGAAGAAGGUUGGAAGAUAUGUGGACACCGCAUGUUGAAACACGAACAUAUCAAGCACCGCAUAGAUGGAUUUGGCAAGGACCACAAGUUACAUUCUUUGAAUAUAAAGAGGAGGCUGAUACUGCGGUUUUGAUGAGUCCACAUGAAACAUCGAAUCAUAGAAAUGGACAAAGAUCUAUUCCUGUUAUGAUUGGAGCUGGAACUGGUAAUGGUAGGUUUUUUUGGAAAAUCUCUCUUUCUAUAACCAAGAAUGUUUAUUUUCAGCAUUCCAAAAUUCAAUUCCAUCAGAUGCGACUCGUAUUGAAUGUGGAAGUUAUACUUCAAUGAAUUCUAUCAGUGCAUCUAAUUAUGAUUCACAGAAUGAUAUUUCGAUGAAAAUUGCUGAUGCAAUUCGUGAUAUUUCUUCUGAUGGUCCAACUUAUUCUAGCAACAAUGAUGUAAGUUUUUUUUAUUUGAAAUAAUUUUAAUAUAAAAUUAAUCUAUCACAAUAAAAUUCAACAAAUUCAGAUCGACGCGGUCGAAGAAUUUUUCGAUACCCAUUCUCCAAGUUUGGCUCGCCGUGGAUCAUCAAAAUCUUCGUCAACAAAAUCGAAUAUUCAAUCAAACAACAAAAAAGUGACGUGUGCUCCACUUCCAAUUUUUUCAUCAUCUGAUAAUUCACAAAAAGAGGAAGAUGAUUCAGAAGACGAUUUGGAUAAUUUCGAAAUGGAAGAAGAUGAAGAUUCUGAUAUCUAA
This is a messenger RNA of Caenorhabditis angaria, 7614 nucleotides long. The record is from the annotation of a GenBank genome assembly. NCBI's taxonomy places the organism in Eukaryota, Metazoa, Nematoda, Chromadorea, Rhabditida, Rhabditidae.